CUCCUCCUCUUCCUGCAUCCGCCGCCAUGGCGCCGCACCGCGCCGCUUGCUUGCUGCCGCUUCUGGUUGCGGUGGCGAGCGCGGGGCUGGGCGGCUAUUUCGGCACCAAGUCCCGCUACGAGGAGGUGAACCCGCACUUGGCGGAGGACCCGCUGUCGCUCGGGCCCCACGCCGCCGCUGCCCGGCUGCCCGCCGCCUGCGCCCCGCUGCAGCUCCGCGCCGUGCUCCGCCACGGCACCCGCUACCCCACGGCCGGGCAAAUCCGCCGCCUGGCCGAGCUGCACGGCCGCCUCCGCCGCGCCGCCGCCCCGUCCUGCCCCGCCGCCGCCGCGCUGGCCGCCUGGCCGAUGUGGUACGAGGAGAGCCUCGACGGGCGGCUGGCGCCGCGGGGCCGCCGCGACAUGGAGCACCUGGCGCGCCGCCUGGCUGCCCGCUUCCCUGCGCUCUUCGCCGCCCGCCGCCGCCUGGCGCUGGCCAGCAGCUCCAAGCACCGCUGCCUGCAGAGUGGCGCGGCCUUCCGGCGCGGCCUCGGGCCCUCGCUCAGCCUCGGCGCCGACGAGACGGAGAUCGAAGUGAACGACGCCCUGAUGAGGUUUUUUGAUCACUGCGACAAGUUCGUGGCUUUGGUCGAGGACAACGACACGGCCAUGUACCAAGUGAACGCCUUCAAGGAGGGCCCGGAGAUGAGGAAGGUGUUGGAGAAAGUGGCGAGUGCCCUGUGUCUGCCGGCCGGAGAGCUGAACGCAGAUCUUGUUCAAGUGGCUUUCCUUACUUGCUCAUAUGAGUUGGCUAUAAAAAAUGUGACGUCCCCGUGGUGUUCGCUUUUCAGUGAAGAGGAUGCUAAGGUACUGGAGUACCUGAAUGACCUGAAGCAAUAUUGGAAGAGAGGGUAUGGUUAUGACAUCAAUAGUCGCUCCAGCUGCAUUUUAUUCCAGGAUAUCUUCCAGCAGUUGGACAAAGCAGUGGAUGAGAGCAGAAGUUCAAAACCCAUUUCUUCACCUUUGAUUGUACAAGUUGGACAUGCAGAAACACUUCAGCCACUUCUUGCUCUUAUGGGCUUCUUCAAAGAUGCUGAGCCUCUCCGGGCAAACAAUUACAUGUGCCAGGCAAAUCGGAAAUUCCGCAGUGGCCGGAUCGUGCCUUAUGCAGCCAACCUGGUGUUUGUGCUCUACCACUGUGACCAAGCGAAGACCUCCAAGGAGGAGUACCAAGUGCAGCUGUUGCUGAAUGAAAAGCUAAUGCUUUUUCAUCAUUCAAAUGAAACCAUCUCUACAUACGCAGACCUCAAGAGCUAUUACAAGGACAUCCUUCAGAACUGUCACUUUGAAGAAGAGUGUGAAUUGCCCAAGUUCAAUGGUACUGUUACUGAUGAACUUUGAGGGAAUUAAAUGGAGUGGCUGACUUGGAAACCGAUCUCAGUUUUCUUCAACAGACGUUGUGAACAAGCACUUUGGAUGAAAUGCUGCUGUGUCGACUCUCUAAGCCCACACAUUUGAUGGCCGUUAUUUACCUGGGUUGUCUCGGUCAGCUUAGUGCACUGUGUAUUUAUUACGUAAGAUGAAUGACAAAACCACAUUUUGUAACAGGAUGUCCCUGAGUACUGGUAACAAAUGUGGUGGAACACAAAGUGUGCCUGUAUAUUUAUGUGUACAGACAAGUAAUUUCCUAGGUCAUUCCUCUUAUGAAUGUGCUGUUGAUAGAAUUUAGAGCUGGGAUAACUGUUUAUUUUGUCAGAGCUGAAGGUGCUUGAACUAAUUCAGUAUUGCUUCGUGCUGCCUUUUUGCUAGCUCUUGUUUUCCUAUGGCAGGCAUGAAAUAAUUUAAACUUGUGAGCUUUUUUAACUCCUUUUCCUGAGCCCCUAGCAGGGAAAGAAUAUAUGCUACUUCUCUAUAGUUGCCCAGCUUUUGCCUGGACAGCACCACAUGAGGAUCUCACUCUGGCACUGACAGGAGGAGGAGUUGCUAUGUGCACUGUCCACCUGUAAAGGGACAAGGAUUUAUGUUUCUUAAGUUCUCAUCAACUCAUCCAGCACUGCAAGUUAGCCAUCAUGGUAAGUAAAUUCUCCUGAAAGAGAAGGGAGGAAGAAUGAGGGAGUGGGAGAUAUUCUAGAGCUCUUGAAAGGAAAAGUGGCCAUGCAGCAGUUGUUCUCUAAGCAGUCUGGUGUUUCCUUUCACUUGCCACCAUCAAUUUCUCGUGUUAAUGUUGGGGCUGUGGCAUUCAGGUGAGGCUCUGCAAGCAAUUUGAACAUCUUGGUCCUCCUCAAAUGCUGAAAGUUUUCUUAGAACUUCUGGAGGUCUCCAGUGCAUCCUGCUGCUUGGAACAGGAUAGGUGCUUACCCUAAGUCUGGGCAGGCUUCAGACUGUGAGAAGUAUCUGGCUGGGACUUGACUUCUGCAAGAACCGAGUAUCACUUAGGCCUUAUCCACUCAAUACACCAGCUUGUUCUUGAAAUUGAGCUGAUUUUAAAGAAAUUAACUGCAUAAAGGUAGUGGUCAUCUCAUCAGUGUAUCUGCACUUAAAGCAGAUUUACUUGCUGCUGAGAAAGUAUUUCAGAGUUCAACAGUAAAACAGAAAAAAGAAGAAAUCAAGAUAAUUGUCCAGAAAUGUCCAAAAUACAGCAAGUCAAAUAAAAGUCCCUUCAUUGCCUGGAAGGGAAUGGCUGGUCCCAAAGCAAAUGUAGGUGUGGUUUUAUGGUGCUGGUAGCUCCUGACAUGUGUGUGCCCUGUAACAAGUGCUCCAGAGCUCAGCCCAUAAAGUGAGGGGUAUUUUGCUGUGUUGACAGGGGAGAGGGUGAAGGGGUGGUAUAACCUGUUACCACAGGAGUGCCAUAGGCACUAUAAACAUUUAUACCUUCAUUUACUUAGGUAGCCUCAUCAGCAAAACUGAAAACUUAACUGAUGGAGGGAAAGGAAAGAAAAAGGAAGAGAAACCUGAACUAGUUUAAAGUUUAGAAGUUUAAGUAUUGGCAGACUUGGUUCAUCUUUUUUUCUAGAGGACUUGGACUUCUGUCACCUUUUUUUUUUUUUUUUUUUUUUUUUUU
Molecule: messenger RNA, 3039 nt
Organism: Lagopus leucura (white-tailed ptarmigan)
Lineage: Eukaryota; Metazoa; Chordata; Aves; Galliformes; Phasianidae
Gene: MINPP1
Product: multiple inositol-polyphosphate phosphatase 1
Exons: 5
Coding region: 27-1379 (450 amino acids)
Molecular function (GO): acid phosphatase activity; inositol phosphate phosphatase activity
Source: RefSeq, a predicted model, not a curated record